AUGUCGUCGAGCCAGCAGUUAAGCCACAAUGCCGGAGAAGCCACCGGUCAAGUUCAGCUGAAGAAGGAAGAAUACUUGAACAAGGUAUCACACGCAAUGAACCAGAAUGCUGAUAGUCACUCACAGUUACAUUCGCACUCACACUCAGAGUCUGACCAGAAUCCUUCCCUAAUUUCUCAGGCCUCUAAUGUCAUCCAACAGACAGGUGGACAAGUGAAACAUAUGGCACAAGAAACAGCCGACGCCGUGAAGAACUCCCUCGGGAUGAGUCCGACCACCAACAACCCCAGCAGCCCAGCCGGUACAACCCGCUCGAGCAACCCUGGCUCAAAAAAUCUUUGA
This is a messenger RNA of Microthlaspi erraticum, 342 nucleotides long. The record is from the annotation of a GenBank genome assembly. NCBI's taxonomy places the organism in Eukaryota, Viridiplantae, Streptophyta, Magnoliopsida, Brassicales, Brassicaceae.